AUGCCAGGUAAAGGUGAGAGUCAUGCGCACGGCGACGAGCAGCCCGUUUCUGUCGUCGCCCUGCACAGGCAUCCGUUCAGAGUGACCGUCAUCGGGUCAGGAAACUGGGGGACCACCAUCGCGAAAGUGGUCGCUGAAAACACGGCGCAGCACCCACACUUGUUCUGUAAGCAGGUCUCGAUGUGGGUCUUCGACGAGAAGGUCGGCGACGAAAUGCUCACGGAGAUCAUCAACACAAAGCAUCAGAACGUCAAGUACCUGCCCAACAUCGACCUGCCCACGAACCUUGUUGCGAACCCGGACUUGAUCGACUCCGUCCGCGACGCAGAUAUCCUCGUGUUCAACAUCCCGCACCAGUUUCUGGGCCGCAUCGUGGAUCAGCUCAAGGGCCACGUUAAACCACACGUCCGUGCGAUCUCGUGCCUCAAGGGGUUCGAGGUGGGCCGCAAGGGGGUCCAGCUGCUGUCCUCCUACAUCACCGACGAGCUGGGGAUCCAGUGUGGUGCUCUGUCCGGUGCAAACCUGGCCCCCGAGGUCGCCAAGGAACACUGGUCAGAGACCACAGUGGCGUACCAGCUGCCCAAGGAUUUCCGCGGCGAGGGGUACGACGUCGACCACCGUGUUUUGAAAGUGCUGUUCCAUAGACCGUACUUCCACGUGAACGUGAUCGACGACGUCGCGGGGAUCUCCAUCGCGGGGGCCCUCAAGAACGUUGUUGCGUUGGGGUGUGGGUUCGUCGAGGGGCUCGGGUGGGGGAACAACGCCGCAGCAGCGAUCCAGCGUGUUGGGCUCGGUGAGAUCAUCAAAUUCGGCCGUACUUUCUUCCCCGAGUGUAAAGUGGAGACUUACUACCAGGAGUCCGCCGGUGUCGCGGAUUUGAUCACUACGUGCUCCGGUGGCAGGAACGUGAAGGUCGCCAAGAUGAUGGCCAAGACGGGCAAGGACGCCUUCGAAGUGGAGCGGGACCUGCUGAACGGGCAGUCCGCGCAGGGCAUCAUCACGUGCAAGGAGGUCCACGAGUGGCUCGACACCUGCGAGAUGACCAAGGAGUACCCACUCUUCGAGGCCGUGUACCAGAUCGUCUACAACGGCGUGCCCAUGAAGAACCUGCCGGACCUCAUCGAGGAACUGGACUCCUUCGUCACCGAGGACGACGACCUCUCAGGCAGCGACCUCUCCCGCAGCGACCUCUCCCGCAGCGACAUCGCGGACGCGGCCGUCGUGGACAACGAGGGGCCACUGGUCGAUGCCUAG
Molecule: messenger RNA, 1254 nt
Organism: Huiozyma naganishii CBS 8797
Lineage: Eukaryota; Fungi; Ascomycota; Saccharomycetes; Saccharomycetales; Saccharomycetaceae
Gene: GPD2
Product: glycerol-3-phosphate dehydrogenase (NAD(+)) GPD2
Exons: 1
Coding region: 1-1254 (417 amino acids)
Biological process (GO): carbohydrate metabolic process; glycerol-3-phosphate catabolic process
Cellular component (GO): nucleus; glycerol-3-phosphate dehydrogenase (FAD) complex; cytosol
Molecular function (GO): protein homodimerization activity; NAD binding; glycerol-3-phosphate dehydrogenase [NAD(P)+] activity
Source: RefSeq, a predicted model, not a curated record